AAACAAUUCAAAUUUUUGAAAGUGGGAUGAGACUGAGACCAGCUCAGAUUUGUAACCAACUAAGGAUAACCCUUUUCCCCCCUGUAACUCCAGUCAAAUCCAACCCCAAUUAUUCCACAGAUCCCAGAUCUAUAUAACACUGUACCAACCAUUUUCUGAUUAACCAUCAACCAUCAGCAAAGAGCGGCAGCAGCAGCAGCACUUCCUCUCACUUUCACUUGUGGAACCCAUCAACCAUCAAGGCAUCAGCCAUCAGCCAUCAGCAGAAGAUUCUCAAAAUUUUCCUCUCCCACUUGAACAAUUAGCAGAUCAGUUAAAAACCCAUUAUUUUUUGGAAGCAAAGAAGGAAACCCAUGAUUUAGAAUCCGAAAAGCAACUCGGAAAUUGUAUUGUAAUUCAAUGGCAUUCUUGGUGGAGGAUGUUGUUGUUGUGCAGCUGAAAAUGUUUCUUGGUCUGUGAAUGCAGCAGAAGCGAAGAGGAAGAAAGGAGAGUGAAAAUGUUGUGUAAAAAGAGUGUGUGCAGAAGUGCCAUUGAGGAGGAGGAGGAGGACAGUGGAUCGGUGCCUGUGUACCUCAAUGUAUACGAUCUCUCACCUUUUAAUGGCUACGCUUAUUGGCUUGGCCUUGGAGUUUACCAUUCUGGUGUACAAGUGCAUGGUGUGGAGUAUGCAUUUGGAGCUCACGAGUAUCCAACAUCUGGAAUUUUUGAAGGAGAACCGAAAAAGUGUGAUGGGUUUACAUUUAGGAAAUCGAUUCUGGUCGGGAAGACGAUUGUUGGGCCUUUAGAAGUGAGGGCAGUGUGGGAAGGUCUUGCAGCGAAAUACAAAGGAAAUGCCUACAAUUUGGUCACCAAGAACUGCAACCAUUUCUGCAAUGAUGCAUGUAUCACAUUGACUGGAAAUCCAAUUCCAAGUUGGGUUAAUCGGCUUGCUAGAAUCGGCUUCCUCUGCAAUUGUGUUCUUCCAGUGACUUUAAAAAAUUUGGCCAAAGUUCAUAGAAUCGAAGAUAAGGCCGAUGACGGAGAUAAGAACAAGUUAACAAGCCAGUCAAACAAUGUGGCAAUAUCUUCUAAUUCUCCUUCAUCUUCACCAUCCUCUCCUUCUGGCACUACAUUGCGCAGGGGUAGAAGCAGAACAAGACGCCCACGUCCUCCCUCUUCGCCUUUGAUUAUUGCUUCUUCAUCCUCUUGAUGGUUGAAAUUUGCAGCAGAGUUUAUUUAUUUUCUAGAAAAUUGCUUAAAGAUAAGAGGCAAAGUCAAGUUCUUGUUUCUGUUAUCUUUUGAUUCUUUUCCUGCCCCUGCAAGGUUUCCUAAGUUGGCCUUGUGUGAUUUUCUUCUACCUGGCUCAAGUGACUUGGCAAAUUCUACCACUUGGACAUCUUUGCUCUUAGGAUGAUGAAUUGAUAAUGAACUUACUCAGUUGAUUUCAUCGAAAACAUGACGAUAAAUGUCAAUAACCCUCCAACAAAUUGUCGA
This is a messenger RNA of Malus domestica (apple), 1473 nucleotides long. Its product is annotated as deSI-like protein At4g17486. Gene Ontology annotation, biological process: protein deubiquitination. The record is from RefSeq and is a predicted model, not a curated record. Gene Ontology annotation, molecular function: deubiquitinase activity. Lineage: Eukaryota; Viridiplantae; Streptophyta; Magnoliopsida; Rosales; Rosaceae.